CCAGAUAAUCUGGAAUAGAUAAAUAAAGUUGGACUCUUUUGAGGUUUUGGGAAAGCAUCAUAGAGAAAUUAUUUGUAUAAACCACAAUUACUUUGGGUCAGCUGUUAUAUUAGUAAGAUUUCAGAUAUGUAUUGCACACCCAGUCCCUAAUAAUAAGCUCUACUCAUUUUGAUGUAAGUUGGAGUGGUAACAGCAGCAGGCAGGUUUGAAGGUGUGUAGAUAACUGGCAGUGAUCCAACCCACCUAUCCUUACAGCCACACCUGAUGGAAUGCAUUAGUUAGUUCACUGUACGAGCUCACUGCAGCAGUGUCGUUAAGCGUGUGAACGGUGUGAGUACAGUUCAAGACAAAUUGUCAACGGGUUGAGGAGUUCAGUUUUCUCAUCCUGGACAUCUUUGGUGUAAAGGAGGUGGAAAUCUAGUGGCUUGGUGUUUGGGACCUCACAGACCGGCUGUGUGUUUUGGAGCAACUUGAGGAGCUUCUUCAGUCCAGUGACCCUAGCGAUUUGGAGGACCAUGAGCAGCCAGUAGUGACAUACGACAGCAUCUACAGCAGCCACACAGAUGUUUCGGAAAAAAGCCUCAUCCUCCUUGAGAAUGCGAGGAAAAUCAGAAAACAAUAGACGGAGUGCUGACCGUGCCCGAAGCUCCUCCUUCCAUGAGGUAGGCAGGUCACAGAAGCUGGAAAUGAGGGCGGCAGCCCCAGUUUCUGAGGACACAUCAGCUAGCAGCAGUAGUGGUAGUGGCCAUACGGUUCUGCAACGGCUCUUACAGGAGCAAAUGCGCUAUGGCGAGGGCCGGAAUUAUCUUGCCCUGCAGCAGCAACAACAGCAGCAGCAGCAGCAACAACAACAACCACAACAAGGUCCAAUAAGUGGAUACCCGGGCCCUGGCGGCCCAGGGGACGAGCACUCGAUGGUCCCUCACAUUGCGAGGCAGGAGCCUCAGGGCCAGGAGCUGCAGGCUGACAGCGGCAUGGAGAAGCUUAGUACACGCACUGCAGGAGGAGGAGGUGGUGGCAAUGGAGGCACAGGGUCAGGUGGUGGAAGCUGCGUGAGUGGACAAGGGCAGAAUUUCGAAGACCUGCCCACCUAUGACCAAGCCAAGGUGCAGUCGCAGUUUUUCCGUGGCCAUCAGCCGCAACAGACUCAACCACACAUACCCCCAUCAGUAGGUGCUGCAUUUUAUGUGACUGGCGUCAACAACCCUAAGGUGAGACCCCCAGAGGGCAGACCCACAGUGCAAAGAGUGAACGGAGGCAAAGUGCACCAAGAUGACGGGCUCAAGGAUCUUAAACAAGGCCAUGUACGCUCACUCAGUGAAAGACUAAUGCAACUCUCACUGGCUACCAGUGGGGUCAAGGCCCAUGCACCUGUUACCAGUUCACCACUUUCCCCUCAGCUGCCUCCACCUGGAGACUACUAUAAACCCACUGGGCCCCCGCACAGAGGCCCACCACCAGACUACCCUUUUAAAGGAAUGCCCUCUCCACCCAAACAGCAGCAGCACCAUCAGUCUCAGUACCAGGAGCCUGGACAUUUCUACACUGACCACCGUGGCACAAGCCAGCCAGCCAUGGUUGACAUUCCUAAUGUCCGGUACCAGCCACCACCUGAAUAUGGCUCUUUCCGGUCAAAUAAGGAGAGUUCAAGUCACUCUCAAAGGUCUGUCCAUCACCACAGUCCUUCAUCUUCUGUUACAUCAGGGGGCUCUCUCUCCCGUGCUCAGUCUUCCACUCUUAGCAGCAUCAUGGCCUCUUGCCACCCUCCUCCACCUAUGAGUCACCAGGGAGAGCUACACUUCCCCACUGGUGCUCGUAGCCCACAGGGGCCUGGUUCCCACCAAGGUGAUCCAUAUGGCCCAGGUCACCCUCCCCAUCAGCGGAGCCAUGUGUUUCCUCAUGAUCCUUAUGGGUCAGCUCCCAGGGGCCUCCACAUGUAUCAGCACCAGUACCACCAACAGGGCCCCCAACAGCAGCAACAGAGUCCAGGACAACACUACCCACACUCCAUGCAGGGGGAUCCUUACGCCAUGCUAGCCCGUGCCCAGCAGAUGGUGGAUAUGCUGUCCGAAGAGAACCGAUUGGUUAAGCAAGAGCUGGAAGUGUGUGGGGAGAAGGUGUCCAGACUACAAAAGCUGGAGACUGAGAUCCAGAUGGUGUCUGAAGCCUAUGAGAACCUAGCCAAAUCAUCCACAAAGAGGGAAGCUCUCGAGAAGACCAUGAGAAAUAAGUUGGAGAUGGAGGUGCGCAGGAUGCACGACUUCAACAGGGACCUAAGAGAGCGAAUGGAAACGGCCAACAAGCAGCUCGCCACAAAAGAGUGUGAAGGCACCGAGGACAAUCGCAAUACCAUCUCACAGCUUCUGGCUCAGAUUAAAGAGAUUCAGAGAGAAAAGGAGAAGCAGGAUAUCGAGUUAAAUUCACUUCGCUGUACCAACGAGGACCAGCGCAGACACAUUGAGAUCCGUGACCAGGCCUUAAAUAACGCCCAAGCCAAAGUCGUCAAACUGGAGGAGGAGCUGAAGAAAAAGCAGGUAUAUGUGGAGAAGGUGGAGCGGAUGCAGCAGGCUCUUGCACAACUUCAGGCCGCUUGUGAGAAGAGAGAACAACUUGAGCAUCGGCUACGCACUCGACUGGAGAGAGAGCUUGAAUCACUCAGAAUGCAACAGAGGCAUGGUGGUUCUCAGAACACCGUUAGUCCUGAGUUCAGCACAGCGACUCUGAUGGAGCACCUGAGGGAAAAAGAGGAGAGGAUUUUGGCCCUGGAGGCCGACAUGACCAAAUGGGAGCAGAAAUACCUGGAGGAGAGCGUCAUGAGACAGUUCACGCUGGACGCCGCUGCUUCUGUUGCCACCCAGAGAGAUACGUCCUCCUCCAUCAUCAGCCACUCCCCCAGCAGCAGCUACGACACUUCGGUGGAGGCACGUAUCCAGAAAGAAGAAGAGGAGAUCCUCAUGGCUAACCGCCGCUGUCUAGACAUGGAGAGCAGGAUCAAGAACCUGCAUGCUCAGAUUAUAGAGAAGGAUGCUAUGAUAAAGGUACUGCAUCAGCGCUCGCGGAAAGAGCCGGCCAGCAAAUUAGACGCACCUGCCAUGAGGCCCUCCAAGUCCCUCAUGUCCAUAGCUACAGGCACUGGCAGCUCCAGUGGCUCCGGGCUGCUGUCACACUCUCUGGGCCUCAGCGGAAGCAGCCCCAUCACGGAGGAGCGCAGGGAAGAUCGCAGCUGGAAGGGAAGUCUGGGUGUCCUGUUGGGCCCAGAGUUCAGAGGGGACUCUCUGAGGACCGAGUCCAUCUCCUCCUCUCCAUCUCCGGUCCUGCCCUCCACCCCCAUGUCAGCCGCCACACACUCAAAAACCGGCAGCAGAGACAGCUGCACCCAGACAGAAAAGGGUCAGGAGACCAGCAAGCCAAGCACACCCGCCCUGCAGAGCGUAUCCGGACCAAGCCGGAUCAGCAGCCCAAGCCCAGUCUACAUACCUGACCGCAUCGCCGAUGUGUUUCACAGCAGUACAUUAGAGAGGAGAGCUCCAGUGCAGUUGCUCCCGCAGCAGAGCCUGCCGUCAUCACCACUCCCAGCGCAGGACGUGGACAGCGAGAUGGUGGAGAUACUCAUCUGAUCUCACACACACACACACACAUCCGUACAGAAACUCAAAGCAGGUGAAGGAACUGUGUGCUUCUCUUCACUCCAUUACUCUAGAAUCAAGAUGGUCAGAAUGUUUAGGAAUGCAUUCUUUACA
This is a messenger RNA of Carassius carassius (crucian carp), 3740 nucleotides long. Its product is annotated as angiomotin-like. The record is from RefSeq and is a predicted model, not a curated record. NCBI's taxonomy places the organism in Eukaryota, Metazoa, Chordata, Actinopteri, Cypriniformes, Cyprinidae. Gene Ontology annotation, biological process: actin cytoskeleton organization; regulation of cell migration; hippo signaling. Gene Ontology annotation, molecular function: signaling receptor activity; protein binding. The coding region runs from base 564 to 3617 and encodes 1017 amino acids. The transcript is spliced from 13 exons. Gene Ontology annotation, cellular component: lamellipodium; bicellular tight junction; cytoplasmic vesicle.